Messenger RNA from Nicrophorus vespilloides, 2317 nucleotides. RefSeq names its product transmembrane protein 62-like. The coding region runs from base 122 to 2122 and encodes 666 amino acids. NCBI's taxonomy places the organism in Eukaryota, Metazoa, Arthropoda, Insecta, Coleoptera, Silphidae. Gene Ontology annotation, molecular function: hydrolase activity. The record is from RefSeq and is a predicted model, not a curated record. The transcript has 11 exons.
AGCAUAGAUAGCCUUGAUCUUGGCCUGUCAUUACCAGUACAGACAUAUAGAUCAUGUGCUUGACAAAGCAAUACUAAUAUUUAGUUAAUACGGAGUUGAACGUGUCACAAAAAAAAAAAUUAUGCGGAACACCAAAUCUACGUUAUUUGUUAUUACUUUAACAGUAAUAUUUUUUAUGCUAAUAUCAAAUGUUACAAACAUACUAACCCAUAAAGAUUCGUACACUGUAGCUGAUCAAACCAGAGAAAAGCAAUUCAGUCCAAGAAGAGCAUUACCUCAAAUAACAGAUUCUAAUGAUAAUUUGAUUUGGUUUCUGCAGAUUUCAGAUAUACAUAUUAGCAUGUUUAGAGAAAAGUCAAGAGUAACGGAAUUUAGUGAAUUUUGUCAGAUUACUCUGGAUGUUAUUAAGCCAACUGUGGUUCUAGCAACUGGUGAUCUGACAGAUGCCACAGACUCUGACAAUAUUGGUUCCCAUCAGAACAAAGGAGACUGGGAAUUUUACAAGCAAGUGUUGAAAGAGGCAAAUGUUCUUAACAAAACUAUCUGGUUAGACAUUAGAGGCAAUCAUGAUACUUUCAAUGUCAUCAGUUUGGAAUCGCCACAAAAUUUCUUCACAAAUUAUUCAAUCCAAGGGAAGGAAAAUCCAAGAUCUUACUUGUAUCAGAUUGAGAAGAAUGGUAUAUUGUAUUCAUUCCUUGGGGUUGAUGCGUGUUUGAAGUCUGGACCCAGGAGGCCGUUCAAUUUUGUUGGGCUGCUGUACAAUCAAGAAAUCGAUGAAAUAAAACUGUUAAUUGAAAAGGUGAAGGAGAGUAAAAGUGAGCACACGAUAUGGUUCGGUCACUUUCCAACGUCGUGCGUUCUAAGUCAAAGUGAUGGAAUUCGAUCGUUAUUGGGGAGCCUCAAACAGGGAACGGUUUAUGUAUGUGGACAUUUGCACACGUUGGUCUCCAAUAUGUAUACGCUUCAAAAUGAUGGAUUUUUAGAGUUGGAGCUCGGCGAUUGGAAGAAUAACCGAAGAUAUAGAUUGAUGGCAAUCGAUCACGGUUUUAUUUCAUUCACUGAUGUUGGACAUCGAGAAUGGCCCGUCGUCCUUAUAACUAAUCCCAAAGACGCUCUCUUCGUCAUUCCCGAGAAGGAAAACCUAGAGUCGAUAGCAAAUUCCACACACAUAAGGGUUUUGGUCUUCUCAGUAAGUAAAAUUACUGAAGUGCAGGUGAAUAUAGAUGAAACUGGCUGGCUUACAUGUAUUCACAAGAAUGGUCCACUUUAUGUAUUGGAAUGGGAUCCUAGUAUUUAUGGGAGAGGGUUACAUCACAUUAAGGUUUUCGUAAAAGAUGAAUCGAAUCGGGAGAAAAUCAUCUCACAGCCGUUUUCGUUAGACGGAGCAAGACCUUCUUUUAAACUAUUGUCUAGGAUUGCUUUGAUGGGAAACUUCAGCCUAAUAUUCCAAGGAGCAUUUUACGUUUUCCUUGUCUUAUUGGUGCUUCCUGUUAUAUCAUACAGAUUUAUCCAUAAACUGGUUAUCCAAGGGAAACUGAGGAAACCUGUUAUGCGCAAAGGCUUUUUUCGAACAUGGAUUCGAAAGAUGUGGAUUCUCUCGUCGAUUGAUCGUCUCUUCUGGCCCAUAGUAUUAUAUCCGAUUUACCUCAGCUUUGGUCCAUGGUCAAUAGGUUACAUAAUUGAAGAUUAUAUUGGGGUAGUCUUCCCGUGGGGUAUUUUUGUAAAUGGGUCUUUCCUACCGGGAUCCUUCACAUAUGUAUAUGGCACUUUACACCUUCUUAUCCUCCAAUUACAAGUAUUCAAUUUAGCUAACGCAGUAGAUUCUAGGUUUCGAUAUCAUAUAGUCAAAGCUGAUUUAAAGAAAUCGUUCUGGGGAAAUAUGAAAUUAACUCUGCCGUUCGCGAUGUUGAUGAUCUUACAAAUAAUCUUAGCAUACCUAUUCUGGCUAAUUUAUGGUACAGUGACCUUCCUAUUGGGUCCGUUAAACACUUGGUCGGUCAUAUUUACAGGCGUGCUUUGGCACCUCGCACUUACUCUUCCUGUGAAAUGCAUUAGGGAAGCGACACUGGUUUGGCAAGUCGAAUCUGGAAUGUUACAUCAGACCGACGAUAUUGUAAAUUGACAAUAUUACAAUUUUCUUGAAUAUUAAGAAUAUUUAUGUUAUAAACAAUUUGUGAUAUAGUUAAAUUAGAAUCGAGUGUUCUAAAUGUGUUAUGAAUCUAAUUAAUUGUUAGAUAUUGAAGAGUAAUAUGUUACUAUCUAUUUACAGGAUAUAAUUGCCUAAGAUGCUGUGGAUAUUAAAUAUGGAUAUAUUUCU